Paramecium pentaurelia is the source of this 1409-nucleotide messenger RNA. NCBI's taxonomy places the organism in Eukaryota, Ciliophora, Oligohymenophorea, Peniculida, Parameciidae. The record is from the annotation of a GenBank genome assembly.
AUGAAAAAUUAUAAUUCUUAUCACUAAUAUAGGUAAACAACAGUUCCAUCUGAGGCUUCAUCAGUUAAAUCCUAAGUGACUAUUUAAUCAUAUUUAACUGCAUCACCUGUAAUUAUAUUAGAAAUCUAUAAAUGAUUAGAAAUAACGAAACUAAAUUAUUCGAUCAUCUUUUAAAGUUUACUAAGAAAUGAAGUAAGAAAUAAUUUAGAAUCAAUAAUGUAAAUUAUCCUUAAGAUUUGAAUAAAUCCAUUUAUUGAUGGCUUCACAGAAGCUAUUCUUACAUUUAUAAAAAAUGUAAGCUUUUUAUAAUAAGCAAUAAAAAUAAGAAGCAUUUCAAUUGAUUCUACGAUUAGGUGCAAUAGAUUAUAGCAAUAGCAGUAGUAUAUUUAAAACUCCUUAGAGAAGUCAUUCUCCUGGGAUGGUUUCCAAAGAUAUAGGGUAAUAAUUAUUAUUAAAUAAUAUUAGAAUGGAAAAGAACAUUCAAAAUUAAUAAUUAAUAAAGAUAAUCUAAGAAUUGUAAUCUCAAAUUGCUGGUAAGGAACUUUGUAAAACGAUAUAUUUAAUUUAAACUAAGAUAAUGAGAGAUAGUUUAUACUAAAUAAAAUAACAAAUAAAAUUAUCAUAAAAAUUUGAGAAAAUCAAAAGUAUUUUGGAGGUCUCCUCAAAACGAUUUGCGUUAAAUGAAUUGAGAGAAAAGAAAAAUAAGAGCAAAAAGAUUGAAGCUGCAACUUUACUAUUGGCUUUUAAAUUGGAGAAAUUCAAAUUGAACAUUGAAUUUACUUUUUUUUACCAACUUAAACUAUCAUAGAUGAAAUAAUAACUAAUUACAAAAUAAUAGAUCUAAUUAAAACUAAAUGGAUAUAAUAUGGGAGAAAAAAACGAAAACAUAAAAUUAUUAAGAUUACAUCAGGUUAUUAUAAAAGUUUGUUACAGAUUUCCAUUUAAUUAAUUAAAAAAAAAUUAAUUUUAAUACUAAUAAAUAGAAUUAAAUUAAAGGAAUAGUAGCUCAAUCUAAAGAUUUUCAUUGGGACAAUUAUCACAAUAAGUAUCAUAAGUUUUGGAUGCGACACCAAAAAAUGAUGAACUAAUAAUUGAAGAAUAAGAAAUAUAUUAAUAACCAGUUGUUGUCUAAAAACCAAAAUCUAUUUAGAAAGGCAAUGGAAAAUUAGCUAAACAAAUAAAAUUAUAUAGUAUGAAUAUAUAUAAUAUAAAUAGUUAGCAAAUGUGAGGAGUAGAAACAACAAGUUUAAUAGUAGAAACUUGAAUAAAUGGCAAAAUCAUCAAAAAAGAAUAUUUAGGAUGAAUUAGAAUAGAAAAAAUAAAAGUCCAAAUCUAAAGUUUAAAGUAGGUUAUUUUUAGUGGCAAUAUUUGUAUUUGUAUUAAUUUUUUUAUUUCAUAUAAUAAAUUGA